AUGGGGUACCCUACGGCGCGAAGCGGUCGUACUUCGGAGCCUCUUUUUGAUUGUACCGGUCUCGUCAUAUGGGAGCACACCCCAUAUAGCCCUCUUUUUCGAUUCCCUAGACUGAGAGCGGCAGGCCGUACGAUGGCUUUUCGAGACUUGAAGUCUGAAGACGGGGACUCGGACCACGGUACAGCUCGCCCCAAUGUAGGUAAUUCACCUUUAGACAUUGGCCUUCAACAACAAGCCCGGGCCCAAUCUUGUCUUCCAGCUCACCUGUCACCGACCAAUCUCCGGGAAGGGCUGGACCUUGGGCUGGGCUGGUUCCCCCUCGACCAUCAAAUCCACCCACCCCCCUUGUCCAAGACUACCUCUAACCGAAGGGCACUAACGCGGUGCCCGCGCGGCGAUCGUCUUCGAGUGCCUCGGGUAUUGUCCCAAAAACACUCUCUUGGUAAACCUUGGUCAGCAGCAGCGCAGGUUGAGCACGUUGUCUACCGCGGCGCCGCUACCUCUGGCUGGGUACCGUCGUGCCGAUCUCGAAGAAUAACCCACGCACCCGGACGGGAAGUUGAUCCAACCAUGACGGCCGAUGAUGUCGUUGCAGCCGGCACUGCGUCCUCUUGGACAACCCUGGUCGUGAGUCUUCAAUUGCAACUUGCAAGAUCAUCCGGAGAAUUCCAGGACAAUGCCACGGUCGUGGAUACAUGA
Messenger RNA from Colletotrichum acutatum, 699 nucleotides. RefSeq lists its product as uncharacterized. The record is from RefSeq and is a predicted model, not a curated record. NCBI's taxonomy places the organism in Eukaryota, Fungi, Ascomycota, Sordariomycetes, Glomerellales, Glomerellaceae. The coding region runs from base 1 to 699 and encodes 232 amino acids. The transcript has 3 exons.